CUGACGUCUGUGUACUACCUCACGUCAUUUGAACCGUUAUACAAUUCCCCGUACGUCACUUACAUACCCAAGCUGUCACAGGCGGAGUUGAUCUACCGUCCCACUACUCGCACAAUCACCCGACUCGCCACGUACCCUGAACCACCUCACCACGUGUUGCGUGUCCGUGUAAGACCCUCCGUGGUAUUAAGAGAAUUGGACCGCAUCGCUUACCGCCGUCGUCCAGCCACCGCUGUGUCCGCAUUUGAUGACUACUUCAAAUCCGAGUCUACAAGGGCUUUCGAGGAUGAAACUCGCAGGAUCCGCGCCGACACCGCGUCUCUGUUGCAGCGCGCCCGCUCGGUGGUACCACGAGCAAAAACUGUAGCACCCCUCGACACCAUCUUCUCAUAUUCGUACGGAGAGCCCAUCCCAUAUCGGUUCAGCAACGAUGCGUAUGUCGCUAAGCUGCUGCUGCCGUUACGCAGCGUGAUGGACAACGUCCACAACAUAUCCUUCUACCACGAACCAGCUAAGAAGUUCACAGGACGCGGAAACCUCGCCUGCGUCCAUUAUUCCGGCAAUAAGGCCUUCUCCAACCGCCGACCUCUUUACAAGGAACUUAGCAUCAGGGACGAUGUGAACCUUCUAUCGUUUUACGCGAAGAACAGACUAGCGGCAGCCGGUCUGGCCGUCGAAAAGGCCGCAGUGAAACUCCUUCCCUGGAGAGCGAGCCGCAAGUUCCAGGCGCCACAGUUAAUGGAAGACCCUGAGGUGGAACUGAAAGCAGCGAAGGCCGACCGUGAAGCGAGAUUCCGUGCCAAUACUGCGGAACCUGUUCUAACACCGUCCGUGGAUCUUGCUGAAAUUAAACGAAAAAGACAAGAAGAAGCUAGAGCCGCUGAGGAAAAGGCUUUGAAAGAAGAAGCAAAACGUGAAGCUGAACGAAAAGCUCAGGCUGAACGUGAUUCAGCAGAACGAAAAAGAGCAGAAGAAGAAGCACGUAAAGCUGAGGAAGCUAAACGCAAGGCAGAAGAGGAGGCGCGGCUAGCGGAAGAAGCAAGACAAGCUCAACUAGAAGCAGAAAGAAAGGCUGCAGAAGAAGCUAAAAAAGCUGAAGAAGAAGCCGCUAGACAGGCAGAAGAAGCUAGACUGGCAGAAGAAGCUCGCAAAGCUGAAGAAGCUAGGCUUGCAGAAGAGGCAAGAUUAGCAGAGGAGGCAAGACUUGCUGAAGAAGCUCGAUUAGCGGAGGAAGCAAGACUUGCUGAGGAGGCUCGUCUGGCUGAAGAAGCACGUUUGGCCGAAGAAGCAAGGCUUGCUGAAGAGGCAAGAUUAGCAGAAGAAGCAAAACUGGCCGAGGAAGAGAGGUUGGCGGAACAGAGAAGGCAAGAAGAACUUGCUAAGCUAGAAGAGCUUGAACGUCAAGCCCAAGAAGAACGCGAAGAAGAACUUGCCAGACAGGCUGCUGAAUUAGCGGAAAUCGCUAGACAAGAGUCCGAGUUGGCCGCAGCACGUCUGGAGGAACUGACACACAGUGCGUCUGCUGGAGAAAGUGUUGCUGAAGUUGAGUCAAGUGAAGCGCCAGUGGUAGAAAGUGAACCUAUUGUAGAAGAACCAGCAAGUCCAGAAGUCGUUCCAGAAGAAAUACAAUCCCAAGAUGUUGUCGAAGUCAGUGAAGAUGAAAAGGCGGAGCCAGAUGUUACGGAUGAAGAGUGA
Danaus chrysippus (African queen) is the source of this 1695-nucleotide messenger RNA. NCBI's taxonomy places the organism in Eukaryota, Metazoa, Arthropoda, Insecta, Lepidoptera, Nymphalidae. The record is from the annotation of a GenBank genome assembly.